UAAUGCGCCAUGCAGUACCGGGUAAUGACCACUAGAUGUCACUGCAGUAUCAUUAAUGCGGCUCUGCUCAGGUCGCUAACGGGCCGCUUUCACGUUGAGGAUUUUCAGGAGCCGGACGUUUGGCUUCAGCUGGAAGCAACUGGUGUUUUUGUGGAUUCAGUCCGGGAUUGUGCAACGAAAACAAAACACACAAACAUGACACUGCUUCGUCGCUGUACGUCUUAUCCGGGUUGUGGCGCAUUGAUAUAAACCCUUAAUCCGCGGGGAAUAAGUGAAGGAGCUGCAGGACGUUGUGUCAGAGUGGCCAUAUGGAGUAGAUUUUGCAAUGCAUGCUUGUGACCACCGAUAUCCUGCAUAAAUGCAUUUCUUCACCAUUGCAUAUCUUCAACAUUCAUCCUUCCCUAGUGCAUGCCUCCAACCCUGGCCUGACCAGGCCUUUUUUUCUCUCUGUCUCUUCUUCCUCCAUAAAAAUAAUAUCACAUCACUAUGGGCAAGGAUGAAGUUGACAGUAACCACCAAUAUCUCUUCUCCAAAAAAGCAAUCCUGCAAUCAAGGAGUUCUUCACUUUCGAAAAAGGAGUCCAAGAAAGUCUCGUCUUGCCACAACAGACUUCAAACCCCAUCCCAACCUGUUCUUGGUCCUGGACAUCAGAAGGAAAAGGCCCUGGAGCUGCCCUGGACCGGGUUGGAGCACCAGCACCUUGACCACACUAACCUCAAGCAGGCUGGUGAACUGCGCCAAAGGCUGGCCGAUGAGAUCGCUGGCACUGUAAGACCAGACAGGACAGCGAAAGCAGGCAAGAAGUGGACAGGAAUUGAUUCAGGGUGUAAAGGCAAUGGGGCAACCUACCGUAAACUGGAGGAGCUGCUGAGGGCUCUCCAUGGGGAAGCAGACAAAGAGCAGGCCGGGCUUCUGCAGUGCCUCUGGGAGGAAGUGGAGCUGGAGAAGAGCUACUUCCUGUGCCACUUGCUAGAAGUACAUGGGCAUCCUUCACUAGCAGUAGAAGAGAAAGAGGACAAAGUUACAAAAGGUCCAGCUAAGGCCCUUAGCUGGAGGUCAAAGAUCUCUAGGAGCAAGGAUAUCCCAGAGUCCUUCAAGGAGAGAAAGCAUUUCGUCAGCCAUUACUACACAGAUUCUCGGAAGUGUCCACCUAUGAAAAAGAGCAAACAGGGGUUGGAAAGCUCAUUUGAAAAGGAGAAUACUGGGAAAAGCCCUCUCAGUUCUUCUCUAGUGGAAGAAAAUACCAACAAGGGAGAUCUUUAUCAGACUUUACCUGAUGUGGGUUGGGAACUCCAGAGUUCUGGACCAUCUCUGGAAAAGUUGUCUCCCUCCAGAUGUUCAGAAGACAACAUGGAAGACACGAACGGCGCAGAUUAUGACUAUCUAGUGCAGCAGAACUCGGAGCUGCUGAGAGCGCUGGAGGAUCUGGAGAAGACCGUCUCCACGCUCCGAGAGGAGAACAGCCUCCUGCGUAAGAGCAGUUGUCCUGAGACGGAGGACAAGGUGAAGAGGCUGAGGAGGAAGAAUGCAGAGUUGGCCGUCAUCGCUAAGCGUCUGGAGGAGAGGGCGCACAAACUGCAGGAGGCCAAUCUUAAAGUGGUGAAUGCCCCCAUCCCCAUAAAGCCAGGUGCGAUAGAGCAAUAUAAGAGAGCGUUUGCAAGGCAGCGGGCGCGAGACCUGGCGCAGCAUGCAGACACACUCCUCUCCAAAGACAAGGAGAUCGCUGCACUGCAGCAAGAGUGCCGACAGCUAGAGGCCAGAAUAGGACAGGACAAACAGGGUGGUCCUGGUCCGGCAGGAGCAGGGGAGUUUGAGCGGUUGCUGAAGGAGUCUCAGAAAGAGGUGCUGCGUCUGCAGAGGCAGCUCUCAGUCAGCUCGGCUCGGGACCAGAGCUCAGCUGGAGGAGCCGAGAAAGAGCGAGAACAAAAAGAGGCACCCGUUGUACGUGAAACCCCACAGCCUGCAGUUGAUGAAGUCCUUGUUAAGGGGGAGGAAACCCAUGGAGAAGAGGAACAGUCUAGAGCACAAGUAACCUCAGAGCAGGACACCAGCUCCGCCCACCAGGAAGAACAGUCACAAAAGGACCGUAUAGAGUUUCUGGAAAGUGAGUUGAGCAAGAAGAGAAAAGAAUGUGAGGGUCUCGAGCAUGAAGUAAGGAAGAGGCAGAAGAGAUGUCUCGAUUUGGAGAGCCAGCUUGAGGAUGAGCGCGGCAAAAAUGAGCGCUUAACAGAGGAGGCCGAACUCCUCAGGAGGAAGGCUCAGCUGCUUGAGCAGUCUCAGGUUGAGAAUGAGGAGCUGAAGGAGGAGCUCUCUGCAGUGAGCGCUCGGUAUAGUUCAGUUCUCGAGGAGAACCAGAGACUCCGUGCCAAGCUGGAGAACCUAGAGCAGGUCCUAAAGCAUAUGCGAGAGGUCGCAGAGCGCAGGCAGCAGCUGGAACUGGAACAUGAGCAGGCACUGGCUAUCCUCAAGUUCAAACAGGAUGAAAUCAAACGACUUCAGCGGGCUCAGUUAUUUGCUAAGAGGGAACAUGAAGGAGUUGUGCAGAUGCUGGAGGGGUUGAUCCAGUUUGUAUUGCUGAGAGAGCUGGCGAAGGUACGGGAGCUGGAGCAGAAGUGCCGUAAUCAGAGCGAGCAGUUCAGCCUUCUCUCUCAGGAGCUGGACAAAUUCCGGCAGCAGGCCUCUAAGAUUGACCUGUCGGCUCCUGGACUGCUGUGCUCCGGCCUCACACAACUUCCCAACGGCCUCAGUCUGCCCACAGACCCCGGCACUAGUGCCUCAUGGGAUGACAUCGCCUUCUGGAGUCUGGAGGGUAACGAGGCCCUCUGUGACGUCUCUGAGCAGGAUUUGUCUGCUGUGCUUCGGGCCGGCUCGGCACCAUACACGGGAGGUCUGUCCCAGCCUGAGCGCUCGCCGGGCACCAAACACCGCGAGCUGCCCAGCCUGAACCCGAAAUCAACCUCCACUUCUUCCAGCACUUCUCCACCCAAAUCUGAAAACACACACCUGUCGCCAAAAUCAGCCGCAAACUCGCGCAAAGCCAGCCCCACUCACGAGGUGGACACUGCCAGUGAAGUUGAGGAGCUGGACAUCGACGUGUCCCCUGUUCCCUUCCCAGCCAGUCGAGGAGCUGCUAAACUCCAGGUUUUUAUUGCCCGUUACAGCUACAACCCAUAUGAUGGCCCAAAUGAUAAUCCAGAGGUGGAGCUGCCUCUCACGGCAGGGGAAUACAUCUAUGUAUACGGAGACAUGGACGAUGAUGGCUUCUAUGAAGGUGAAUUGAUGGACGGCCGUCGAGGCCUGGUCCCAUCCAACUUUGUGGAACGUGUCUCAGAUGAUGAGGCACAUGAAGCCGCUGACUUUUCCCACAACUCCUUCCUGGAAAGCAGUUUUCACAGCACCUCAGAGAGACCACAUCAGCACCAGCACCAUGUGCGCUUAGGCCAAAGCAACACAGACAAGACAGAGACCUCGGCUACCAGUGACAUAAGCAAAGCCGGCACUGUGCCACUCGUGAAUGGCUUGGAAUUGGAUCUGGACUUGGAGGAUGACAUAGAGGCUCACAUUGUGCCUCAUCCUCACAAGUUGACUCUCAUCAAACAGCUAGCUAAGAGCAUAGUGUUAGGCUGGGAGGCACCCCCGGGAGGAGUCACAGUGCGGAGCUACAACGUCUACGUGGACCAGGAACUGCGUCUCAGUGUGCCCACGGGAAACCCGACCAAGGCCGUGUUAGAGCGAAUGGAUACGAGCCAUAAGGCUCACCGUGUGGCUGUGCAGAGUGUGACGGAGCGUGGUACCUCAGACCCAUUGCGCUGCUGCAUGCUGGUAGGGAAGGACGUGAGCGCAGCACCCACUGAGCUGCGGGUAGAACGCAUCAUGGCCACUUCAGCCCGUCUUACUUGGCUGCCUAGCAACAGCAGUUACGCACAUGCAGUCUCUUUGAAUGGUGAGCUGCGCGAGUUGGUGCAGGCCGGCAGGUACUCACUGCGCCUUGGUGACCUUAUGCCUGGUCUGCACUACCGUGUGGAGGUGGAGGCACAGCUGCCAUCGGAGCGGAGGGAGCGCAAGUGUGCUGUCACCUCCUUCACCACACUUACUGCAGGUCCUCCUGAUGCUCCUCUGGAUGUGCAGCUAGAACAGGGGCCAACCCCAGGGAUCGCUCAAAUCAGCUGGCUCCCUGUGACUAUUGAUGCUGCUGGGACUUCCAACGGGGUCCGUGUCACAGGCUACACCAUCUAUGCUGACAAGAAGAAGGUGUUGGAGGUGUCCUCGCCCACAGCGGGCAGUGCUCUGAUUGGUCCUUCUCAGAUUGAAAUGCUUCAAGCGGCCCGCGAGCUCACUGUGCGCACCAUGUCUCCUCAUGGUGAGUCAGCCGACUCGACGCCCGUGAAUGUGCCUGCCAAGCUACCUGCCAUCAUGGCGGGUGCCUCCAUGCCUCCCUGCCAGCCUGUGCCAGCCCACGCCAGUGUCCUAACCGCCGGUGCCACCAACAAGGAGCCCAGUGGCCGUGCCACCUCUCUGUCUGCUGCCAAAACGUCCACGAUGCCACUCAGCUCUAUACUAGAUGCAAAUCCUCCUUCUCCCAUCAGGGAUGUCUAUGCCAACACACCCAAAGCUGCCACCAAUGAUGCCCCUCUGCCCACUGCCUCAUAUGUAGAGGCAUGGGCAAAUCCAGCUGUGGCUGCGCAGGAGGCACGACCACUUCCUGGUGCCAAUGCCAACCUGCAGGAAACACUAUCUGUACCAAAAGUUGUGCCCACUCCUGUGCCGGUCCCAGUGGCCAUGCCCACAGCCAGUGCCCUGGCAUCUCCAGCACAGCCCAGCAUAGCCCUUACAACAGCGCUGGAGCCUAGCAGAGAGACCGAGAGCCCAGGGCCACAACGUUCCAUUACUUCUGUCUCUGAUUUCCUGGAUGACCCCAUGCCACAUAAGUCAUCACCCAUGCCCAGUAUGCCCAGAGUCAGGGUCCCUGGGACAGAUCUGCUUGACGUGCCCGAUACACAUCCCCUGCGGCCACCGAUCCCCUCACCUGUAGAGUCAGAGCCGGAGGGUGACGGGGAGAGCACUCGUUUGGUAUCCAUCGAAGAGUUCCUGCGGCCUGAACCUGUGCCAAGAACAAAGGUAUAUGCAGGAGGUCUGAUGGACCCUCCUCCUGACUAUCAUGUGGAGAGCAGCCGUUCAGACCUAUCCGAUAUCCUGGAGGAGGAGGAAGAAGAUCUGUACUCCGAGUCUGCCGCUGAUGUAACUCCCAAGAAUUACAACUCUGGACCUGCAGGCAGGCCAGAGGGGUGGGAGGCUGACAGUGACGAGGAAGUCUUGGAGAAGAUCCUGAAACUCCAUCCCCAGGUGUUUGCUAAUAAACAGCUGUUUAGUAUCCCUGAGGUGACUGAGGAAGAGGACAAUAGUGAAUCAGAGUCCCACUCCAGGCAGUCUCCGACCAAAGGGCGCUUUCUAUGCCAGCCUGCAUCUGGAAAAUGUCAGCCAUGUGGUGACAAAGCCACAAUAGCAAGGAGCAGAGGGACCACGCAGGUCCGGCCUCGACCUGGCACGAAUUACAUCGACACUGUGGAAACCACCAACUACGAGGAUGAUGAAGAGGUGGACCUCGAUUCAGAAAGCAGCCUGUAUGUGGGUCCCUGCAGCAGGGAGGUGACACCACGACGCUCGCAUCGGGUACACCAAGAACGGGACAGACUCCGCAGAGAAGCCCUACUUCGCAGCCACAUGACCUCCCACCUUACCACCUCAGGGGUGACAGCACAAGGGCCGUACAUGCUCAGCAGGACAGUUCGACACGUCAAGACACCUGCCGUGGAGAUAGAUGUGGAGUACGGGACAGAUAACGAUGACGAGGCAUCUCAAUUCGACCCUGGAGAGGUUGUGGUGGAGCAGAUGAGCUCAGAGUGGUGGGUGGAGGGUGGAAACCAUGAUUACCACCACUCCUCGUCUCCACGACAGACCAAACAGGAUACUCUUAACGUCAUGGCAUCUGGUCACCACCAAUGGGAGACUGCAGGUCUAGCGGACUCAGGAACAGCCUGGUGUGGCCCCAGAGACAUCUCUCCAAAAUUAAAUCGAUCAGAGACCAGAUUGCCUAGAGAUGUUGCAGAGCCAAGGCCAAUUGGUGACAGUGAAGUACGGAUUUUCGUUGCCCUCUUCCCAUACGAUCCUUCAACAAUGUCACCCAAUCGCGAUGCAGCAGAGGAGGAGCUUCCCUUCAGGGAGGGACAGAUCAUUAAGGUCUACGGUGAUAAGGACGCAGAUGGGUUUUACCGAGGCGAGUCAGGUGGCCGUCAUGGUUAUGUGCCCUGUAACAUGGUCUCUGAGAUUCAGGUGGAUGACGAUGAGACCAGAGAUCAGCUGCUACAGCAGGGCUUCCUGUCCACUGAGACUUCUAUAGAGAAGAUGGGCGCACGCUCACUCGCUCAGCUUCCGCACCGUCCGGCUCCACCACCCAAACCUAGACGCUCCAAGAAAGUGGAAUCUACGGGAGUUUUGGAGGACAGUUCCAACACUGAGUCCUCCAACCAAGAUAAGGCACGACACUCAGCCAUUGCCAUGGGAAACCCUGUACCUCGCAGGAUGGUGGCCAUCUUUGAUUACGACCCAAGAGAAAGCUCCCCUAAUGCUGACAUUGAGGCUGAACUGACUUUUAAUGCUGGGGACAUCAUUUAUGUGUUUGGAGACAUGGAUGACGAUGGCUUCUUUUAUGGGGAUUUAAAUGGACAGAAAGGGCUGGUACCUUCCAACUUCCUUCAGGGUUUUCCAGAGAAUGGAGAUGAGUCAGCAGAAGCCGAACAUACUAUAGCCAACAGCCGGAGAGACUCACAGGUGAGCCAUGCUGCGUCUGUAGAACAGACGGAGCCCCUAACGUCAAGUCCCCCAGACAAAACCCGGACUGAACCCAAUUCUCAACCUGAUUCACACCAGAACCUCCUUCCAGACCAGCAGCCUGAACACCACCCGGGUCCAUCUCCAUUCUCAGGCCAUUCUCCUCCCGUCCUCCAUCCUCCAGAGGACCAUGCUGUCACUGAGACCUCUCCACCUGGCAAAAAGAAAAAAGGCUUCUUCUCUAAAGGGAAGAAGCUCUUCAAGAAGCUGGGCUCCAGCAAGAAGGAAUAAAAGCUAAAGACUGUUACAUUGACUAAUUCGCUGAUUGCACUUUCUCCAUGUUGAUGUUAAUUCGUCUGCAUGUAUAUGUGAUUUCAUGGAUAGAUUUAGGGUAUGACACAGAUGUCACUCUCUGUGACCGAUUGGUGCUUGCCUUUUUUUUAUUUUCUCUUUUUUUUGUCUUCAUUUGCUACCAAGAUAAAGGUGUGUUCUUCUUGCUUUGCUUCAAACAGUGUUGCUUCUGACUUGUAAAAAACAUUCACAUCUUCAUCAAACUAGUAAAAACACAGAAUAUUCUGAAAGCUAUGUCUUAACAGUGGGUGACGUCAAAUUAUAAACAAACACUGAACCAACAAAUGCUUUUACAGUUAAAGCAGCUGUAAUAUAAUGCCAGGAUUUAACUUUACAGCCUUGAUUUACUAAGAUUCAAAAUAACAUGCACUAAUUUACAUGUGCAGUAAAUACAUGUGUGCAAAUGCUCAGUGAUUUACACAGAAUAAUUGUGUGAAUUACAUCAUGUGCAAAGUAGGUGGAGUUUUGUGUGCACUACAUGUUUCUAGUAUCCACAGAGAGUUUAAUUAUAAUGGCAGCUAAAUAACAGUGAGAUGGUUAAAAAAAAAUUCAAAACAGGCUUCCACAAAUUUAACACAUGCCCUUCAAGUGUAUUAAUUUGCGCACACAAACGGUGUCCCUGAAGUGACUUUCAGGUUUACUAAAUCACAUUGCAGGUACAAAACGAAUUGAUUUGCAAUGACUUCUCCUUGUAUUUUGCACCUGUAGGUAGAAAUGGCUCAAAUUACACAACCAUUAAUCCAAAUACAUGAAACGGAUGAGAUGUGCUAUUUUACACAUGUUUAAAUGGCAACCCUUAGUACUUAGAUAGGUAUAUAUGUCUCACACAUUCCCUGUCAUUUUCUGAUAUUGACCAAAUGAUAAAUAGUUAUCUGAAGACAUUAAAAGGUUAUAUGUGUCAUCGGCCGAGUCCGAAGAGAUAAAGAGCGGAGCAGAGCUGUCAGAGCAGACAUCAUAAUUACUGUGAUUCCAGUGAAGACACUUUAAGACUACAGGUAGUGACUUAAAAUGAUCUUUUUUGGUCCCUGAGUUGAAUCGUCAUUUCGUCAUGGUGAAAACAUCAGAUCAGAUUAGAUCAGGUGGAUGUGGUUUUUGUGCUUUCAGCCUUUAAGGUUGUCUCAUUGCUGUUCAUGUAUUAUACGGCAAUAAGGUUAACAUUUUGUAUCUUUCUGGCAAAAGAAUCACAUCACAGUGGGAACGAGUAGAAUUUGCUCAGCUGCUGUGUGUACUAAAUACGUACGUUCCUUCAGUGUAUAAGGACAAGCUUCUGGAGGUUUCCUCUGGUCUGACUUUGCCUUGCUCAUGGGACUCAAGUAGCACCAAAAGGAGUUUGUGUGUGUAAAACAGGGAAUUUCAUCAUUUCUGCAUGUGUGUACUGAAAAUUAGUAUAAAAACACAUCCACAAUAUACAGAGUGACUCCUGUCCAAUAUGCAGUAAUCAUUUAUGUGUAAAGCAUAGUAUGUUGUUCAUCUGUUUCAGUUUGUGUUUCCUGUGUCAUGUAGGUUUAAAGCCUGGGUUUAAAUGUACGAUUUUGGUCAGAUUUUGCUGUCACAGGCUCCAAUAGCACGUGUACAAGAAUUCUUCUUCAUGAGUUGAAAAUGGUGGUCUUUAAAUGCAUAAUGUGACCAAUUUAGCACCAUUGCAACCAAAGACAGCAACUGAGUGUCAGAAAUUUUUUUAUUAAAAGCUCAAAAUGUGACCUGUGCUACAGUGUUCAUCUAAACAGCAUAGGAUUACAUGAAACUCCCAGACAGCUACAAAUACGGCAAGUCGAAAUAUAAACAAAAAUGCUGACUUCCUCACAUUAAGUAAUAUAAAGUUACACGCCUAGGCCCUCAUACAGUGAGUUGCAAAGCUUGCAAAAAAAAAAAAACAUCUAGGCCCUCGUGCAGUGAGUUGCAAAAAAAUCCUUAUUACCUCAAGCUCACUUUGAAGAAUGUGGUAUUCUUUUACUCGUAACAUUGCUACUAUUACAACCAGGGCUUGUUUCUGUUUAUGCAACGAUUUUCUGCACGAGCCUAGAUUGUGCUCAUUAAUGACCUAAAAAGUACAUAGUAGUUUUCAGUAAUCAGAGGUCUAUCAUUAGAGGAUCUUCACUGUAUAAUCUGACAUAGAGAACAUGUUAUUACAAAGUCUGUUAUAGAUUUCACUGAAGAUUUCAUUUGGAUCAUUUCAUACAUAUUAAAAUUAUGCUGAAAUCUCGCAGUGUAAAACUGGCUUAACUGGCAGUGUAUCAGCUACUAGAACAUGUUAGAUGUUUCAAACCAGAACAGCACACACUCUUGCCAAACCUUUUGGUGCUGUUUGUGUUACUAUGACAGUAGAGAGCUGAUGAGAGAGCAGGGUCCAAGCACUAGAUACUCUGUAGACCAGAAGUCCAGGUCUAGGUCUCUGCUCAAGUUCAUUUUGGUUCUGUGCCGAACCAAAAAGAUAUAUUUUAAUUACAUGUUGACUGUAUUAAUCUUAAAUAUUUAAAAACAGCAGCCCUGAUGGAGGCACUGCACUGUACAGUCAAACUAUUUCUUUCUCUGUAGCCUGUAGGUAUUUCUGGUUUUUAGGAAAGCAAUGAUCCCUAAGCUGUGCUAUAAUCCUAAAACAUGCUUUUCAACCAGAUAUAUAGUUCUGUACUCUCUGCUAAUCUGCACCCACAGCUAGACCACAGUAACUUACUAGCCUUACGAGACCUUGUUUAGUCUUACUUCGAUGUUUACUUUUACUGUACUUCUACUGACUGCAUGCAUGAAGGUGUCGCACCCAGACACGGCCUUAUUUAUCGAUAUUUAAGUAUUUAUAAUAUCACCUUGUAUUUCUUUACUUCUACAAUAUAUUUGUAGGACUUUUUUUUUCACUGGAUGCAGUGGAGGCCAAGCUGGAAGAUAUCAGCUGAUACUUUGGUCUGUGUAUGAUGUACAGUGUUCAGGUCAACGGUUUGCACUUUGUGAUAUUGAUGUAUGGUAUUUUCAACAGUACGAGAAGCUUUAUUCUCGUGUCAGUCCCUCAGAAUUUCUGCAAGUGUCACACGGAGAACAGGAACCUGUUUUGUAAAUCUGAGGUUUUGUAAUCAAUUUUUGAAACUUGUAAAUAGGUCUUUUUUUCACAUUUUUCUUUUCUUUUUUUUUUUUGCAUGUUGAGGCAAGUUUUUGAGUGAUGAUUAGUAAGAUCAUUAUUGCUCAUGGAAGGGGCCAUUGCCAUUUAGUCUGACCUUUUUACAGAAAUAAAAUCUAUUUUUACAUAAAAAUCUUAA
Pangasianodon hypophthalmus (striped catfish) is the source of this 10424-nucleotide messenger RNA. Its product is annotated as RIMS-binding protein 2. Bases 487 to 7119 code for a protein of 2210 amino acids. NCBI's taxonomy places the organism in Eukaryota, Metazoa, Chordata, Actinopteri, Siluriformes, Pangasiidae. Gene Ontology annotation, biological process: neuromuscular synaptic transmission. The record is from RefSeq and is a predicted model, not a curated record. Gene Ontology annotation, molecular function: protein binding. The transcript is spliced from 33 exons.